Molecule: messenger RNA, 1238 nt
Organism: Momordica charantia (bitter melon)
Lineage: Eukaryota; Viridiplantae; Streptophyta; Magnoliopsida; Cucurbitales; Cucurbitaceae
Source: RefSeq, a predicted model, not a curated record
ACAAGAUCCACCUCGAAUCUGUCUCCCAAGUCCCAAAUUCCCCACCUUGUUCUCCCCUUUUCCUCUGCUCUGAAAAUUUCAGAGCUCUGUUUCCAAAAUUGGAGCAGACCCAUUAAGAACAUUGCUCGGAACUGAACUGGGUUUGCUUUUGAUUUGGGAAAAAAUGAGGGAAGACGAUUCAAAUUGGUUCUCAAAAUGGGAGGAGGAGCUUCCAUCUCCUGAUGAAUUGAUGCCCCUUUCCCAAACCCUAAUCACCCCUGAUCUUGCACUCGCAUUCGACAUCGGAACCCCCAUUCACAAUCGCCCGCCGCCGCCGGCCCCACCGCCUCCGCCGCCGCCUCCGCCGACGUCGUGCGAUUUCGGGGACUCCGGCGAGCUGGGAUCCGGCGGCGGCGGGGAGGAGCCGGCGCGUACUCUGAAGCGGCCGCGGCUGGUGUGGACGCCGCAGCUGCACAAGCGAUUUGUGGACGCCGUGGCCCAUUUGGGGAUCAAAAACGCCGUCCCCAAAACCAUAAUGCAGCUCAUGAGCGUCGAUGGGCUGACCCGGGAGAACGUCGCCAGCCAUCUGCAGAAAUACCGCCUCUAUUUGAAGCGGAUGCAGGGGAUUUCCGGCGGAGCAACCGCCGCCGCCGCCUCCGCGGCUGCUAAUUCAGAUCCCGCCACCGACCAUUUGUUCGCCAGCUCCCCUGUUCCGCCGCAUUUUCUCCACCCUGCCCGCCCCAAUUCCGACCACUUCUUGCCGUUCGUCCCCGUCGGAGCUCUGCAGCACCACCACCAAAUCGCCGCCGCCGCGCAGUUCCAUAGGCAAGUGGGCCAUUUCGGGUCGCCGCCGAAUGGGCAGUUCGAGCACCCGUUUCUGGCUCGGCCGGUGCACCGGAUCGGGGCUCCGGUGCAUAACCCGGCGACGGAUUACGGCGAGGAUUUGGAUUCGGGUAGUGGGACGGGAUCAGGGAGGAAGGUUCUUACUCUUUUCCCCACCGGAAAUGAUUGAAUGACUAAAUUUUCCGAUUGCAGAGCCGGCGGCGGCCGGCUGAAGGGGAAAUCAGUUCAGAGGUAAUUAAAAUUGUACAUUAAUUUAUUGUAGAACUCUCUUUGAUCCCAUUGAAAUCAUUAGAGUAGAGAGAGCCAUGUAUUUGGGUUCAUAUGAACAUUGACAUUUUUAGGUUUGUUCAUCAUCGUCUCUGAAUUCUCUGGUUUUUUUUUCUUUUUCUUACUUUGUCAAGAAAAUAACAUGUGAA